CUUACAAAUAUGGAGAGGAAGAGUCAUUGCAUAUUGUCGGAGUUUGUGUUGUAGUUAAUGUCAAAUAUUUAAACGGAAUUGGUUAACGUCCUAAUAACGUAUUCUGAAUUGCUAAACGGAAAAGUUCAUAGCGUGUGUUGAUGGUGACGGACUUUCGAUCGUGGUACAGUAAAAGUACAGUCAAUAAGAAAUCAUGUCGCUUCUGCUAAUAGCGGGUCAGCGACUUUUUUGUAAGAGUCGCAACAUUAAAACAAUAACCAUCGUCCGAAGUGCUGGUCUGGACAGUGCAAUUUCUACAUUCAAGUUAAUAUGCGGAGAGAAGGGGGUGUCACUGGGAACUGCCGUCAGAGAGCAACACGGCAGAGAUGAAUCUGUACACAGAUGCCGUCCACCGGAUGUGGUGGUUUUUCCGCGUUGUGUGAAGGAGGUCAGUGCCCUGGCGAAGGUGUGCCAUGACAAACAAAUUCCCAUGAUCCCCUUCGGUACUGGAACUGGCCUGGAGGGAGGAGUAGGAGCACUCAAGGGUGGUGUGUGCUUCAGCUUGAGGAAUAUGAACCAGAUUUUGGAUCUUCACCAGGAUGAUUUUGACGUGACGGUAGAGCCUGGUGUGACCCGAAAAACCCUCAAUGCCCACCUGCGAGACACUGGACUGUGGUUUCCUGUUGAUCCUGGAGCUGAUGCUUCACUGUGUGGAAUGGCAGCCUCUAGUGCAUCUGGUACCAAUGCUGUGCGAUAUGGAACCAUGAGAGAAAAUGUUAUAAAUCUGGAGGUUGUACUUGCUGAUGGAACUAUUAUUUACACAGCUGGCAAGGGCAGACGUUCCAGGAAGACCUCAGCAGGCUACAACUUGACAAACCUGUUUGUUGGAUCAGAGGGCACUCUGGGAAUUAUCACUAAGGCAACACUGCGCCUCUAUGGUGUUCCAGAAGCCACGGUGUCUGCGGUCUGCUCAUUUCCUUCUGUCCAGGCUGCUGUGGAUAGCACUGUGCAUAUUCUUCAAGCUGGGGUAGCCAUUGCUCGCAUUGAGUUUCUAGAUGAUGUGAUGAUCAAUGCAAGCAACGUGUUCAGCUCUCUUUCGUAUCCUGUUAUGCCAACUCUUUUCCUGGAGUUCCAUGGUUCUGAACAGAGCCUUGCAGAACAAGUCUACACAACUGAGGAAAUCACACAGAUGAAUGGUGGCUCUGAUUUUCAGUGGGCUAGAGAUAGAGAAACACGAAACAGGUUAUGGAAAGCUCGCCAUGACGCCUGGUAUGCUGCUCAGGCACUGAGGCCUGGUUGUAAAGCCUACUCUACAGAUGUCUGCGUUCCUCUUUCCCAACUGCCUCAAAUCAUUGUGGAGACAAAGGCUGACCUGAUCCAGAACAAACUUACAGGUCCCAUCGCGGGUCAUGUGGGUGAUGGUAACUUUCAUUGUUUGAUGGUAGUUGAUCCGAACGACCCAGAAGAACUGCACAGGGUUCAUUUGUUCACUGAGAGACUGGCAAGACGGGCCCUUGCUAUGAAUGGUACAUGCACAGGAGAGCACGGAGUGGGAUUGGGCAAACGAGGACUGCUAUAUGAAGAGAUGGGAUCCAUGACUAUGCAGGUCAUGCAGAACAUCAAGGAUGCCCUUGACCCAAAGAACUUAAUGAAUCCAGGAAAAGUUUUGCUGCCAAGAGUAUCUUGAAGUUGACAGUGACCCAAGUAACCAAAUUGUGUAGAACAUUUAUGUACCCUCCCCUCCAUAUGUGGUCGCACUGUUGGACAAAUUCUUUUAUUUUUCUGUGGACUGAAAAUAUUUGGGUUUGACAAAAGAUGAAAGGGAAUUUCAUCAUGGCAUUGAUGACUGAAUCAGUUACAAAAACUUUGUUGGGACCCACACAUUUUUAUGUGAAUAAUUGGAAUGUGUGACAAUUUUAAUGUCCAGGUGUGUCCACUGCAUUUAUUAUUCAAACAAUAAAUGGUGCUAAAUAACUAGGAUCUGCAAACACUGGCUACCGGCCAUAUAUCCAUCCAUUUUCUGAGCCGCUUAUGCUCACAAGGGUCGCGGGAGUGCAGGAGCCUAUCCCAGCUAUCAUCGGGCAGGGGGGGGGGUGCACCCUGAACUGGAUGCCAGCCAAUCUUAGGGAACAUGGAGACAGACAAGAGUCACACUCACAUUCACAUAUAGUGGCAAUUUAGAGUCUUCAAUUAAUGCAUUCUUUUAUUUAAUUAGCCCUCGAUGUAAUCUAAUUUGGAAACAGGCAGAAUUACCUUUCAAGAUCAGAUUUAAUGUAGUGCUGUCUUUUUCACUUUGACACACAAGACAUCUGAUCUUGUUGUCAUCAUUGCAGUCAACCAUUGGAAUUAGAACAAUCUUGUUUCAUCAAAUUUUUGGGACGAUUCCACUUUUGUUUUCUCAUGUUCUUUGUUUUCACUAACUGUUCCCUAUUUUUAAAGCAAUGAAAAAAAAAUUGAAAUGUGUGAUAAGCUACUGUGAAGUUUUAGAAUUGAGUUCAAACACAUUUAGCAGUUGUAAAUGUUCUACAGCACUUGAUUCAUUUUAGGAGAUGCAACAUGCCAGCAUGCUGUGUGAAUUUGUUUGAGACAUAGUAUCUUGUACUAUUGUACUGUAGCAAUUUAUUUUUAUUUGACAGUGAAUACAAUAACCUUCCUGAGUAUUUGCUAGCUAAUAGUUUGUAUUCCCUUGUUGCAAAUAAAUAAUACAUCCCCA
Syngnathoides biaculeatus (alligator pipefish) is the source of this 2692-nucleotide messenger RNA. RefSeq names its product lactate dehydrogenase D (gene ldhd). Gene Ontology annotation, cellular component: mitochondrion. NCBI's taxonomy places the organism in Eukaryota, Metazoa, Chordata, Actinopteri, Syngnathiformes, Syngnathidae. The record is from RefSeq and is a predicted model, not a curated record. The transcript has 11 exons. Gene Ontology annotation, biological process: lactate catabolic process. Gene Ontology annotation, molecular function: D-lactate dehydrogenase (cytochrome) activity; D-lactate dehydrogenase (NAD+) activity; FAD binding. Bases 194 to 1666 code for a protein of 490 amino acids.